This is a messenger RNA of Acanthamoeba castellanii str. Neff, 1113 nucleotides long. RefSeq names its product GTPaseactivating protein gacA. Gene Ontology annotation, biological process: signal transduction. NCBI's taxonomy places the organism in Eukaryota, Discosea, Longamoebia, Acanthamoebidae. The record is from RefSeq and is a predicted model, not a curated record. Gene Ontology annotation, molecular function: GTPase activator activity. The transcript is spliced from 10 exons. The coding region runs from base 1 to 1113 and encodes 370 amino acids.
AUGUUGAGCUUCUUGGGUGCGAGGAAGAGGAGCGGCACCACCAACCCCGACGGGGGCAGUGGUGGUUCGCACAUCGUGCGGAAGGAGGCUCGCUCGGCUUCCAUCGGGUCUGGCCCCUCCAAAUCCAAGGGACCCUACCAUUUGUCCAAGGAGGUGUUGGACUUUGACCUCGGCGAGGGCGCGUGCCCGGUCAACGAGAUGGUCAAGGAUACCUUCAUCAUCACCAACACCACCCCGACCAAGGUCAAGUUCCACUUCGAGCCGGCGUCGAUGGGCCACUGCAAACUCCUAUUCGAGCCCUCCUCUGGCACGAUCGGGGCCGGGGCCAAGAACAAGGGAACGAAAAAGAUCAUCGCCAAGCUCACCCUGAGCAACAGCGAACCGGUCAACUUCCGUGUGAACCUUAAGAUCACAGACAAAAACAACCGAACGGAGACGCUGUUCCUCGUGGUGCGAACGCACACCCUGCACGGCAUGUUCGGCGUCGACCCCUCGACCCUGGAGACCGUCUACGACGCCGGGUUCGACGUGCCGUCCAUCUUGGUGGAGAUGAAGAACUACCUCCUCCAUCAGGACGCCUGGCAGCAAGAGGGCAUCUUCAGGUUGGCGGGUGAGGCGUCGGACAUCAAGUACCUCAAGCAGCAGAUGAACAAGGCCAAGCGCCUCGAUGUCUCGACCAACCCCGACAUCAACGCCAUCGCCAACCUCCUCAAGGCACACCUGCCUACACCCAUAUUGAACGAACUGCCCGCCGAGGCCGUGUGCAACUCGACCGACUUCCAGGUGUGCGUCGACGCCUACGACACGCUCAAGGAACCGCAGCGAUCUCUCCUGGGCUGGCUGCUGGACCUGAUGGUGGACGUGUGCUCUCAAAAGAGCGUCAACAAGAUGUCCGAACAGAAUCUCGCGAUUGUGGUGGCGCCCAACCUGUACGACCCGCCUGGCUGCGACCCGAUGGAAGGACUGGUGAUGUCGCAGAAGGCCGUUCAGUUCCUGCACCACCUCGUCCUCUACGAAAUCGAGAGACGCGCCGCAGCAGCGGAAACCCAUCAUCAUGGGGCGGAAGAUUACGGCUACGACAACGCGGGCGAAGACUACGGCCAAUGGCAGUAG